Aspergillus clavatus NRRL 1 is the source of this 1881-nucleotide messenger RNA. RefSeq lists its product as uncharacterized. Gene Ontology annotation, molecular function: monooxygenase activity; flavin adenine dinucleotide binding. The transcript has 2 exons. The record is from RefSeq and is a predicted model, not a curated record. Lineage: Eukaryota; Fungi; Ascomycota; Eurotiomycetes; Eurotiales; Aspergillaceae. The coding region runs from base 1 to 1881 and encodes 626 amino acids.
AUGACUAUCCCGAUCACUGCCCAGCCAUCCAAAGACCGCGUGGAGCCGGACUCCGUCAAUGUCCCCGUGGGGAAGUUCCCCCCGACGGCCUCAUCCACGGAGAUCGAUGCCCCCCAAAUCGCAUCGGACGUGGUCGAUAGGCUCAACAGCGCCCUCAGGCAGAAGGACUACAAGGCCGCUUCCAACCUGUUCAUGGAAGAUGGCUACUGGCGGGACCAUCUAGGUUUAUCGUGGGAUUUCCGCACCCCCAAAGGCAGAGACAACAUCGCCGGCUUCCUGGAAAGCGCCGCACAGCUGCCGCAGAUUGAGAUCGACCGGUCGUCUCCCAUGCUUGCGCCCAGUGUUGGACCCAUCGAUGCGUUUGGGGACGUCUUCGGCGUCGAGUUCUGUAUCACUUUCACGACGGAAUCAGGGAAUGGGAGGGGUGCCGUUCGGCUGGCGGAGAAGGAUGGCGCGUGGGAAAUAUUGACUCUUUUCACGACUCUGAAGGAGCUCAAGGGGCACGAGGAAGCGGUCAAUAGCCGUCGUCCUCUGGGUGUGCAACAUGGGGAGCAGCUGGAUAGGAGAAACUGGCAGGACAGACGGACAGCGGACUCCAAUUUCGAGGGAAAGGAUCCCGCUGUUGUGAUUAUCGGCGCUGGCCAAGCUGGUCUUACGGUCGCUGCCCGUCUCAAGAUGCUCGGCGUUGAUUCCCUGAUGAUCGAUGAAGAGGACCGUAUCGGAGACAACUGGCGACGCAGAUACCACCAGCUCGUCCUCCACGACCCCGUCUGGUAUGACCACAUGCCAUACCUGCCAUUCCCCGCCCACUGGCCGGUCUUCACCCCCAAGGACAAGCUGGCGGAGUUCUUCGAGUCCUACGCCAAACUGCUGGAACUCAACGUCUGGACCAAGACCACGCUCAAAUCGUCCGCAUGGAGCGAUGGGGACAAGCAGUGGACCCUGGUUGUCGAACGGCGGAAAGAAGAUGGUUCGGUGGAAACUCGCACCCUUCACCCGCAGCAUGUCAUCCAGGCCACUGGCGCUUCCGGGAAGAAGAACCUUCCCACAUUCAAGGGGUUGGAUUCUUUCAAAGGUGACCGGCUCUGUCACAGCUCCGACUUCGCGGGCGCAAACCCCAACUCCACGGGGAAGAAAGCAGUGGUCGUUGGGUCUUGUAACUCGGGCCAUGACAUCGCGCAGGACUUUUAUGAGAAGGGAUAUGAAGUCACGAUUGUGCAGAGGAGCUCAACCUGUGUGAUCUCAUCCACAGCUAUCAGAAAGAUCGGGCUCAAGGGUCUGUAUGACGAGAACGGCCCUCCCACCGAAGUCGCCGAUAUGUUCCUGUGGAGCAUGCCGGCCGAAUUGUUCAAGGCGCAGCAGAUUAAGGUCACGGCCGCCCAGAACAAACACGACGCCAAGCUCCUUGAGGGACUGGAGAAGGCGGGCUUCAAGAUCGACAUGGGACCGAAUGACGCGGGUCUCCUGAUGAAGUACUUCCAGCGUGGCGGCGGUUACUACAUCGAUGUUGGUGGCAGCCAGCUCAUCGUGGACGGCAAGGUCAAGGUGAAACAGGGCCAGGAGAUCGCCGAGAUUCUUCCGCACGGGCUCCAGUUCGCGGACGGCACGCAGUUGGAGGCAGACGAGAUCGUGUUUGCGACCGGAUACCAGAACAUGAAGACGCAGGCGCGCCUGAUCUUUGGCGACAAGGUCGCUGACCGAGUCCAGAGUGUCUGGGGCUUCGACAAGGAGGGUGAAAUGCGCACCAUCUGGAGACAGUCGGGACACCCUGGAUUCUGGUUCAUGGGGGGCAACCUGGCGCUGUGCCGGUACUAUUCGCGGCUGCUGGCGCUGCAGAUCAAAGCCCAAGUGGAGGGUCUGACGAGUGUGAGCGAGCGGUAG